AUGCGUUUAAACUUGGUUGGGUUUAUAGUGGAUUGCUACCUUCAGCUUUCUAAUACAUAUUCGUUUGCAUCCACUCGGUUUGCGCCGAGCCUCGCUGACACCACCCCUGCACCCUACUGCGGUGCACUGUGGGUCCAAAUCCCGCUGCGCGGAUCCGAUUCUCUCCUUCUCGGCGUGGUCUACCGUAGCCCUUCGAGUCCCCCUGAAGAUGACCAAUUCCUCACACAAACACUUGAGCAACUCUCCUCCUCUACCGUUGUAACGCAUUUGAAACUCGAAUUCAGAAUUCUGACUAGCACACUAGUACGGGCGCAACGACCAAAUAAAUGCAUUAAAAAUCUAGCUUACGCCAGAUCAAAUAGAUACCGAUGUAUGUUACAUAGAGGAAACAAGAGUUCAAGGCUGGUGUCUCUGAAGGAAUCGCUCGGAAAAAUGAUAAUCAUAAUCAUUAUCAGCUGUAAGGACCGAUUGUCCUCGCUGACACCACCCCUGCACCCUUCUGCGAUGCACUGUGGGUCCAAAUCCCGCUGCGCGGGUGAACGACAGCCACUGACCGACAAGAACAAAACCGACCCGGGAGACUUGGGCAAAAGCCUCGAUCCUGUGUAUCAAUCCGUGAAUCCGUGA
This is a messenger RNA of Opisthorchis viverrini, 627 nucleotides long. RefSeq lists its product as hypothetical. The transcript is spliced from 4 exons. Lineage: Eukaryota; Metazoa; Platyhelminthes; Trematoda; Opisthorchiida; Opisthorchiidae. The record is from RefSeq and is a predicted model, not a curated record. Bases 1 to 627 code for a protein of 208 amino acids.